AUGGAGGAGAUUAAUACGCUAGAUAACCAUCCGGUUAUUGUAGUUCAGUCGGAACAGGACAGAUACGCGAUGCAAAGAGAUCAUGCAGUUGAUCGAAUCAAUGCAAUAAUCGGGAAUAUUGAGUCCUAUAAGAACGAUGUUUUCUCACUGGAAACUAGAAGAGAAAUGUUAAAAGAGUGCUACAAAAAUUUUGAUUUAGCACAGAGUUAUUUAGAGCAAUGGAUUCCCGACGAAACAAUCAAGCGAGAUCCGAUUGAGAUGCAAUACGUGAGCGGACUGGCACUGUUUGAAAAAGCAAUUGCCAAUAAGAAAACUACGUCAGAAUCAACAGGUAGAGACAAUGUACGCCUUCCGUCGGUCGAUUUGCCAGUUUUCAACGGUGACAGUGAAAAUUGGCUCGAAUGGUACGACAAGUUUAACGCAAUGAUCCACAAUCGCUCAUCAUUGGCUGUCAUUCAGAAAUUUGAAUAUUUAAAAUUAUCUCUUAGAGGAACAGCCCUAGCAAUAAUCGACUCGCUGCCAACCACCGAAUCGAAUUAUGCUAUUGCAUACGAGCUUCUUACUAAACGCUAUAAUAACCCCAAGUUACUAGUACAAAAACACACAAAGGAACUUUUUGAGUUAAAAGGUGUGGAGGAGGAAUCUGCAUCUGCUUUACGCUAUUUGUUUGAUUCAGCUAGAAAACAUCUGAGAUGCUUGCAAAUACUAUAUCAACCAGUCGAAUCGUGGAAUGCUGUUCUUAUUCAUCUCAUGUCGAAUAAACUAGACGUAGCAACUCGGCGAGAAUGGGAAUCCUCCAUAUCAGGAACCUCGCCUCCCGUAUAUGAUCAACUGGAACUAUUUGUGUUGGACAGAUGUCAAAUGUUAGAUGCAAUGCCAAAAAAGCGUAAAACAUCGGAUCAGUUUCAUCAACAGAAAAAGUAUCGCCCAGAAGUAAGAACCAUGACCGUUAGGACUGAUAACGCGCUAGGAUGUAUUGCCUGUGGAGCAGAACACUACGUGGGAAAGUGUCACCGAUUCGAGCAAAAGUCAUUGGAGGACAAGGUGAAGUUGAUUAAACGAUUCGCAUUAUGUUUUAACUGCCUGAAGUCAAACCACACGGCAGACAAGUGUCGCAACCGAGGCUGCUUCAAGUGUGGUGGUAAACAUCAUACAACCAUACAUCGAGAAAAACCACAGAGAACAAAUGGUCGAGAUACCCGGCACGAGAGUCAAUAUCAAAAAAAGUCUGAUCACUUCUGGCCAAACAAAUCACUUCUCCCAACAGCUUUAGUGGAAGUAAAAUCUAAUGGAAACCCGCCUGUGCCAUGUCGGGUCCUAUUGGACUCUGGUUCGCAAUCCAACAUUGCAAGUGCCGAGUUAAUUGAACAUAGCGGGGCUCAAAUAAUUAAUGCUACGACCAAGAUAAUAGGGCUUGGAAAUAGUAUGCACAAAAUAGAAAAACAGGCGUGCAUAACUAUUAAAGCAAAAAUCUCGGAAUAUCAGAAAACCAUCCAAGUGUUGAUUACAGAUUAUGUCACUGGGCCGUUGCCACAGGAGGAUAUAGAUAUCAGUGAAUGGGAUCUCUCUGAUAUAAAUUUGGCAGAUCCAGAGUUUCAUUUGAGCAGACCGGUGCAGUUGCUGUUAGGUGCAGAAGUGAUGUUUGACAUUCUGCGUACAGGAAAUAAAAAACUGGCCCAACAUUUACCAGCUAUACAGAACAGUGCAUUAGGGUGGCUGGUAGGAGGAGAUGUCACACGAAUGAGAAAAUGGUCGGAAGAAGAAAUACUCUGCGAACAAUUGUUUGUCGAAACCACCGAACGAGAUGCAAAUGGCCGUGCAGCACAGGAUGAAAACUUUCAGAUGAUAAACUUAUUCGAAGAACUGGAGAAAAACGAAAAUUAUUCCCGCGUUAGUUGGUAUGUUGCCAGAGAGCGCAGUUCUGUUGAGUGUGGUGGAGUCUUCAAAAGGCUGCAAAGUGAAAUAUUAUCCCCGGAAUAUCCAGAAAAUUAUGGCGAUGAGCUGCAUUGUGAAUACACGUUUAAGUCUCCAUUCGUGUGCAGUAACCAGUAUCAUUUUCAGUUCUUGGAUUUUGGAUUAGAACCGUCGAGGAAUUGUUACAAAGAUCGGUUCGUCAUCGGAGAUGAUGAAGUGUUGUGUGGUUCAGUGAUCGGUUCGAAAAAGUACAAUUCAACGAACGGAAUUUUGAAAGUGAAGUUUGUAACCGAUGGAUGGGGGGCUGACAGAGGAUUUCGAAUUGUCGUAACCAGACUACCAUGUGAUGAUGAUACUGAAGGUGUUGACUCGUCUACGGCUUUCACGGUUUAUACUACUAUUCAGGUGGCAGAAGAAACUACAGUACCAAAUGUCAGCUUAGACGAAGAACUUUUGCCGCCGAAAACAAGCUUUGCUGUCAGUAAUCGACAGGACAUUCCUCCGGAAUUUAAUCCGGGCAACAAUGGGUACCUCCCUCCAGCAACAACAAUACCUCCAUCCUACCCCGUGAAUCAAUGUCUUCCGCCAUGUUUCUAUAUUCCAAACUGUUAUCCAAAUUAUCCUGGUAGUAAUGGUGGAGGCCCACAACCAGCCAACCCUGCAUAUCCAAGCUACCCAGCUUAUCCGAAUUACCCAUCAACUCCAAGCUACCCGAUUUAUCCAAAUUAUCCUUCGUUUCCCGGAACGAUAACGCCUACCAACCCUAACUAUCCAUAUCCGGCCACUCCAUAUUAUCCAAAUCCAAUCACGCCAACCAUUCCAAACUACCCGAAUUACCCGAACUACCCAAACUAUCCUACCAACAACGACGAAGGAACCAACUCGAUCGGAGGAACUCACCCGGGUUAUCCACCUCCCAUUAAAGACACCGAGCACGAGCUGGCCGAGAACGGUACCAGUUCCGAUCAGCCACAGCGUCAGGAUAUACCACCACCGCCCUUUUUGCCGCCACAACCAGUCGCACCGCAACGCUGCUGUCGUAACGUUUUCAACCACAAGCGGUUCUACCUGGUCAGUCCGAACUUUCCGUCCUAUUUUACCGCCAAUCGGGACUGCUUCUACCAAAUCUAUCGUUACUCGCCGAACACAUGCCGAUUGAUAAUCUCGUUCAAAUUCUUCCUGCUGGGAGACGAACGGUCCGGCUGCAGUGACGCUUUUCUGGAAAUCGAUGGUCGUCGGAUCUGUGGCUGUCGAACCGGUAUGGUUUACACCAGUCAGUGGGACAAUUUUCCGAAAUCGAUUCGUGUUUUUAGUAGAGCCAACCGGUUCACUAACGUGCAAGGAUACGUGUUGGACAUCUACCAGGAGGCAUGUCCCUAUCGGUACGUUCGCAGUCAACCGCCGCCGGCAGCUCAGGACCGGAUUGGCUACAUCGGUACAGUUCAGCGGCUGACUCCGGUUAAAGUUUCCACGGUUGCGACAAACGCCAGUUCACUGUACACUUACUAUUAUUACAACGCGGAUCACCAGCCCCAGCCGGAAGCGAAGCGAGCGGCUACCGUGGCUGUCCAGCGGUACCCGGAGGGACCGAAUUCUAGAUUUUACUAUCCAAAUAAUUUUAACUCGUACGGAUCCUGUUCCUUUAGUGCCCUCGAUUGGUUGCGACUGAAAGUGGAAUCGCUAUGGAUUGCAAAACCGGGGUGUUAUUGA
Molecule: messenger RNA, 3624 nt
Organism: Sabethes cyaneus
Lineage: Eukaryota; Metazoa; Arthropoda; Insecta; Diptera; Culicidae
Exons: 4
Coding region: 1-3624 (1207 amino acids)
Biological process (GO): proteolysis
Molecular function (GO): aspartic-type endopeptidase activity
Source: RefSeq, a predicted model, not a curated record